This is a messenger RNA of Sparassis crispa, 978 nucleotides long. RefSeq lists its product as hypothetical. The record is from RefSeq and is a predicted model, not a curated record. The transcript is spliced from 4 exons. The coding region runs from base 1 to 978 and encodes 325 amino acids. Lineage: Eukaryota; Fungi; Basidiomycota; Agaricomycetes; Polyporales; Sparassidaceae.
AUGCCGCCACGCCAGCCCCAUGGUUCCGACGUCGUACCCUCUCUCGAAAUCGAGCCUGUUGACUCGAAGCUCUGUCUGGCAUGUAUGCCAGAUAUAGUUGUCAUCAAGAACGGUUGUUGGGAUAGGCACACGAAAAGGCAUCGGUUAGAUGCCCAGAGGAACUGCUCGGUACCAGGUUGUGGGUAUAUGUCCGUCCGUCUGGAAAUUCUCGAGAAUCAUUUACGCUCGAAACAUGGCGCGCCAAUGCUUGAAUGUCCUGUCCCAAUCAUGCACGAUUAUUCUGGUCGCCCCAUCCGUUGCGAUUUCUCAACCGCAACAAUGCAGACCCUGCGGAGCCACAUGACGCACGAACACGGUGUUGCGCUGUCCUCAUAUUGUACGCUGGAGCCACCGAGGCACCUUAAUGGGACCCGGCGGCUCAUAGAUAUACAUAGGCCCCAGGAAUUCAGGCCGAAAAGUUGGAGAAGCGUGUAUCCCGGGUCAUCAAGGCAGGCGCUGCACCCCACGAAGGUGCUGCAGAUUAAGCAGGAGGAUGACGAGCCUGUGUCGGUCUCAGUAGGAGCUGCCCCGCCGCCGUCUACGAGCUUUGUCUUUGAGUAUCCCAGGCAGGUAUCGAAGAGCCCUAUGAUUCCAGCUAAGACCACAAGGUACCAAUCGUCGUGCAAGUCGUAUGAGACAACAGGAUCCGCGUUGCACGCCAUGCUUUGUACGCACAAACUUCACCGUAUCUCACCCGAGCCCGAGCUGUGCGAGGUGGCGGCUCUCGCGCCAUAUCCAAUGCCCUCCAAAAAGGCACUCGCGAGUAACGUGUACAACCUCCCGUCUGUGCCAUACGCCACGGCGCCAUCCGCGCCUCUUCCCAGCUCAUUUACCGCUCGGUAUCUGCCACCUCUCGCACGCACACGAGGGGAUCCUCAAGAGGUGCUCAAGCCACUGCCAGCCCGCCCUCACAGGUACAUCUACACAGACUAUGACUAG